UACUGACGUCAAAACUGAGCGUCGUAUUUCAGAGCACACACACGCAUUAAACGUUCAGUAAACGAAUCAUACUUUUAAACCCGCCGCGGUCUGUUUGUCCUCCGUGAAGCACACGCCGAGAGGACCAGUUUAUCACACUCAUAACUUAUCUGAACCACAGCUCGAAGAAAUGGCUGAAUCUGACGUGAACCCUAAAGCGUACCCUCUGGCUGAUGCCACCCUCAGCAAAACCAUCCUGGAUCUGGUGCAGCAGGCAGCCAAUUACAAACAGCUGAGGAAAGGGGCCAACGAAGCCACUAAAACCCUGAACCGGGGAAUCUCAGAGUUCAUCGUGAUGGCGGCCGACGCAGAGCCGCUGGAGAUCAUCCUCCAUCUGCCGCUGCUGUGCGAGGACAAGAACGUCCCGUAUGUGUUUGUGCGCUCCAAGCAGGCGCUGGGUCGGGCGUGCGGGGUCUCGCGGCCCGUCAUCGCCACCUCCGUCACCAUUAAAGAGGGCUCGCAGCUCAAACCGCAGAUCCAGAGUGUGCAGAUGGCCAUCGAGAGACUGCUCGUCUGACCCCUCACACUGUGUGCCUUUUACGUCUCAUUCUCAUCUCACUUCUGGGGAACACAAUGCUAAUGUAAAGGAGUAGUUCACUUCCAGAAUGAAAGUAUACAAUUUAUUUGUUUUAAAGAUAACUCAUGGACAAAAUGUAAGGUGGUUAUGAUGUCUGUUAAAGGGAUUAUGAAGGAAAAAUCCUGCAUGUUUUCCAUUAAAACACUUUUUUUUUCUUGACUAAAGGAGGAGAGAAAUAAACUAUUUAGAUUAAAACGACUCUCAAAAAGAUGAUUUUGCUGCUUGUUGAAACUACUCAUGCAAAAUGAGCUUAAACAAUGCAAUUCUUCAGAUUUAUUGGGAGAACUUCAUUGUUUUUUGUUCAAUCCAGUUAAAUUUGUUAAUCCAUUUGUGUUGGGGCAACCUGAAUGAAUUGUGUGGAACCCUGCAUUUUUUACUCUGUCUUUUCAUUUUGGAAGUGAACAAAUCCAAACUAGUGAGAGAGAGAGAAAAACUAGCUUUUUCAUGAUAUUUUUAAAAAUAAUUUCAGAUAAUAGAGUUUGUUUGUUUUAAUAAGAUUUAAAAAGAUAAUUAUCAAUCAUUUCUGAGACUUGUAUUAAAAGGAUGAUUCCAUGCGCAUCGCUGAACUGAAAUGCACUGAUAGAUUAGAUUUACUUUUUUUGAUGUAAGAAGUUGCAAACAAUUUAUGUGCUGAAUUUAAACAAACAAAUCAGAUUCAACAUUAUUAAAUUGAAUUUGUUUCAAUUCAGCCUAAAUCAAUUGUUUACAACUGCUUACAUUAAAAAAAACAAAGUAAAUCUAAUGAAUCAUUUAUUUUCAGUGUGUGUUUGAACACAGGAUUGAUCAUUUGCUGCUUUUCUAUUGGUUUAAUUGUAUUACACAUUGUAAUUACGUACGCUUACAGAUGGUCAGCAAAGUAUAUUGUUAGCCAGUGCUUCUCAACCACGUUCCUGGAGGACUACCAGCACUGCAUGUUUUGGAUGUCUCCUUUGUUUCAUCCGUUUCAGGCCUCUCUUUCAGUCUCUGAAUCAGGUGUGUUUGGUUGAGGAGACAUGAAAAAUGUGCAGAGCUGGUCGUCCUCUAGGAACGUGGUUGAGAAACACUGUUGUAAGCGACUGGUCAAACUUUUUUUUUCUUAAGCAAAUAUUGUAAAUAAAAUAUUUCCAUGUAGUUAAUUUGUGUUAUAUUCAUGAUUACUCCCGUCUCUGGGAUCAUCGGCUCCUUCAGAUAUCAUUAUUAUUAUUCAUGUAUACUUAAAAAUAAAAAAACUGUAACCUGUUA
Molecule: messenger RNA, 1837 nt
Organism: Danio rerio (zebrafish)
Lineage: Eukaryota; Metazoa; Chordata; Actinopteri; Cypriniformes; Danionidae
Gene: snu13a
Product: SNU13 homolog, small nuclear ribonucleoprotein a (U4/U6.U5)
Biological process (GO): ribosome biogenesis; mRNA splicing, via spliceosome
Cellular component (GO): ribonucleoprotein complex; nucleolus; nucleus
Molecular function (GO): box C/D sno(s)RNA binding; RNA binding
Source: RefSeq, marked validated